Molecule: messenger RNA, 852 nt
Organism: Hyaloscypha bicolor E
Lineage: Eukaryota; Fungi; Ascomycota; Leotiomycetes; Helotiales; Hyaloscyphaceae
Exons: 2
Coding region: 366-617 (83 amino acids)
Source: RefSeq, a predicted model, not a curated record
CAGGAUUAGUUGUCUACCCCCACUUGAUCGCAGCAUCCUCGUGGCCUGCCCCACCCGGACCUUCCUCGUCGCAACGAGCAUAGGCUCGAAAGCUGCCGGAGUGGUUUGGAAGAUUGCUGACUUUAACUGAUUCUCCAGGCUGAAGCUUGAUCUUUUGUGCUUCAGGGGAAUCAGGAUCUGGGACUUCGAAUGUUGCAAACUCCCCAAUUGCUGUAUCGAUCUCGAUCCAAAUCCACAAGGCUCGGGCGUACGAUUUAUGGCGGUGAAGCGCAUACCUCCACUGACUUCUGCUCUUGAGUUUUCUGACGGCGGUCUUCGUUUGCGUAUUUGUGGACAGCAGUACCUUGAUAGUUUCUGUGGCGGCCAUGCGCCCAAGCUUGGUGAAGGAGUCUCUCUUGCUAAGGGUCGAUCUGGCAUUGAGCUCAAGUAAAGAUGGAAGGGUUGGAGUGAUAGAAAUCGGGGUUUCCUCUGCUUGCGCUGGCACACCGAAGGCGGGUGCAACGAGUCCAAGGACGGCAGCACCAACUAUCGCAGGUUGGAGCAAAUUGUACUUGACCAUGAUUGCGGUUUGGAUCAAGUGCUCAAUUUGCAGCCAUCGGCGAGAGUUUUUCCCGUAAGAUCAGCGGAGAAAUCCAACGAAGGUCUUUAAAGCAUACAUAUCAGAAGUUCGGCAGCUCUAUGUGACUGUCUUGGCCUGGCUUCGUCGAUUCUUGGGAAAUUGGGACGCCAUUUAUUACGGCCCCCAACUGAUAUGCUUGCAUCUCAUCAGCCCUUCUCGACGAAUCCAUCACCAUCAAGCAGUUCAGAGGGAAAGCUCUCAUCCACGGCCCUGGCUGUCGUUUGAAUUGCUAA